Messenger RNA from Anopheles maculipalpis, 3830 nucleotides. RefSeq lists its product as uncharacterized. The transcript has 11 exons. The record is from RefSeq and is a predicted model, not a curated record. Gene Ontology annotation, molecular function: metallodipeptidase activity. Gene Ontology annotation, biological process: proteolysis. Bases 8 to 3802 code for a protein of 1264 amino acids. Lineage: Eukaryota; Metazoa; Arthropoda; Insecta; Diptera; Culicidae.
ACACAAAAUGACCGAUAUUAAUCGCACCAAACAGAGCUAUCUGCACAAACACAACGGAAAGAUUGAUCCGCAAUCAGCGCAAACCCCAUCGGUCCAGCACUCUACGGGCUCGAACACAAACGAACAUGGACGUGCGGUCGGCAAUGGCGCUGGCACCGGCACCAGCUCGGGCGGUUCGUUGAAACGCAACAAUAGUCAUCAUCAGCGAUUGAAAAAAUCCAACACAAGCACUCUGGACAGAAGCACUAAUGGGCCUGUGGAGUACGGAGCGGAUCGAACGGCGGGCAGCGGUAGCUUCGGCCAUCAUCAACAGCAACAACAUACCGGAACGACCUGUACGAGAUCCGGCGCCGGUUCCGGUCUAGCCAAGAGCUGGUCGAAAACAUCCAGCAGUAGCACCUCUCAAUCGGCGUCUCAUGGCCCAGCGGAACAAAUGCAGCAAACUCUCGAUACAGGCAGCAGUGGUCGACCUCAGGGGACAAAUUUAGCACCCACCACCAAAACGGAAGCCUCGCUCAGUGACGAUUUUAAACGCUUCCACGCGCUCCGCAACAGCUACGGUGGCAAAUCCAAUUUAAAUGUAAAUAACACCGAUCACAUGAUAAAAUCGCAGGUCCUGCUUCACCAGCAGAAGCUGCGCGAGUACUCUCGACAACUUCCAACACAUCAACAGCAGCAACAGAACCGCGACAACGAUAGCUACUCAACCUGCUCUUCGUCCCAGUCGGACUACCAACACCCUCAGCAACCACAACAGCAGCAGCAGCAACAUCAGCAAAAUCAUCGCCACAAGCAUCACACUCACUAUCGUGUGCAUCAGCAUCAACACCAUCAGCAGCAGCAGGCUCAACCCCACAAUGUCCUGCUGACUCAGUCCAUCUAUCCCAUCUCUGCCACGGUAGCCGCAACGGCCACGUUGACGCGCGCCUGUGGUAGCGGUGGUGGAGGUUCGAUAUUGAAAAAUGCCACCAACAGCAGCCAUCAGGAUCCGGCCGGGAGUCGGAACAGCCUCAAACGAGGUCCGGGCGGAUUAAGCACCCUGUCACUGUGUAGCUGCGACGCGGAAACGGAGAUAAUACCGAAUCCAUUAAGGCCAUUAUAUCAGUACAGCCUGGACAGAAAAAAUCCUCGUCAGCACACCUACACGUGUGAGCAGAACGCACAGAUUCUGCUGAGGCUGGAAAAGGACCGCCAGAAAAAGUUCGGCUCCAUGGGAAAGUUGCAUCUGGCCACAUCAACCGGUGACUUGAGCCUAGCGCCCACCACAGCGACGAUGCAACGACAUUCGAGCAUAACCGGUGCAUCCGUGCCGACGUCAUCCGUUUCAACUCCAACUCCAACGCCUCCUCUUUCGCAGCUGGCUCCAACUGCAGCCGGAAAAGUCACCGGAAACGCGUGCAAAGUAGCGGCCAACGUACUGUCGUUUGACUGUCAGCAUGGAUCGUAUCCGAGGAAUGAUAAUUAUGCCGAGGACGAUUCGUACAGUGAAGACUUGAUACCACCUCCACCGCCUCCACUCAAUCGACGUCCUUCCUACGGUUACGGCUGUGUGGUGCAACCUGUUGCAUCCGGACCGGAACCACCACAAGCAGACCAGCAGUCAAUUUACGAACCAACGUCUAAGCCUUCCUCCAAUCCCGCCAACAUCGGAAGCUACGGACGUGAAGUCGACGGCCUGAUCGGAACCAUGAAUCAGCCGGAUCUGUUCAACUUUGCCUCCAACACAAACGGUUCGCUGAGUGGAACGCUAAAGUCAACACUGAAAUCCGCCAAAUCGUCGGCAAACGGCAAAACGACUUCCGGCUCAUUGGGCAUAACCGUCGACGGCAAAUCAAAACUGAACGACCCGCUUCCGGUCAUGAUGGUGGAUCUGAUGAACGGUAACACAACCGCACCGCUUCCGAAUGGGAAUGAUCCGGCCGGCACGACGAAGCCAUAUCCGCCUUACUACUUCGAUGAUAAUUAUCUUCAUCACCACUACUACUACCGGAAUGGUGAAGAUCGGUUCGGAGAGACUGGGUCGGACGUACCGCUGAAGGAAGCGAUGGAUGCAGGGCAGCUGUAUCUCUACCAUCAGCAUCACCACCACCAUCAUCCAGACUCGGUGCCUGGUGGAUACAUUCCUAACUACGAUGCACUGAAUCUCCCCGCCAAGUACAACACGAUCGGAGCAAACGGAGAUUUGACACUGUCAGGGCACUUUUCGGGGUUGGGCGGUGGAGCAGUCGGGCACCAUGCCAGCUCCUGUAACAUCAAUCAGUACUCUGGGUCGGCAAAAAGCAACCUCAUCGCUUCACACAACCAUCCCUUCUCCAACUCGAUCAGCAACUUCAACUUCAAUCCCUCGCAGUACUUCGGUUCGGGGCUGGAUCCUGCUCCCGGUACCACCAUCAUUCCUGGUGGAGUGAUGGGUGGCGUGAUGGGAGGUGGGGAUGGUUUUCCUUCCACCUGCAGCCUUAAUGGAACGCCCAAUAAGCAGCAACCACACCCUUGGAAACAUCGCCAAUGUCCGAGUCGUGGCUCGAGUAGCACCGGUUCUGGAUCAUCGAAAUGGGAUCUUCCUUCGAGACAGUGGCUUGCGGUGACCUCCAUAUUGUUGAUUGCCGGAGCAGCCGGAGUGGCCGUCCCGCUCGCCCUAAAGGUUUCGUCCGGUGCGCCCCUCGAGGAACGGCUGCAGGUGGCUACGCAGCUGCUCGACACAGUGCCUUUAAUCGAUGGUCACAACGAUCUACCGUGGAACAUACGGAAAUUCCUACACAAUCAGCUAAACGAUUUUCGGUUUGACGAUGAUCUCAAGACGAUACUGCCCUGGUCGAAGAGUGCCUGGAGUCAUACGGAUUUGCAGCGACUGAAACGUGGUCGAAUUUCUGCACAGUUUUGGGCCGCCUACGUACCCUGUGAGGCACAGCACAAGGAUGCGGUGCAGAUCACUUUGGAACAGAUAGAUGUAAUAAAAAGACUGACAGAACGAUACUCUCCACAUCUGACUUCCUGUGCAUCGGUGUUCGAUAUCGUACAAGCGCACAAAAACCGUCAAAUGUGUUCAUUAAUAGGUGUCGAGGGUGGCCACUCGCUCGGCGGCUCGCUCGGCGUUCUGCGCAUCUACUAUGCCCUCGGGGUACGGUACAUGACGCUCACCUCCACCUGCCACACACCGUGGGCCGACUCGAGCAAUGCGGAUGCACCGAAGUAUGACAUCCGACAUGGUGGACUUACGGCUUACGGCAAGACGAUCGUACGCGAAAUGAACCGGCUCGGCAUGAUAGUGGACCUAUCAAAGUCGUCCGUCGGUACGAUGAAGGAUGUACUGGCGACCUCGCAGGCACCGGUCAUCUUUUCCCACUCGUCGGCCCACGCACUGUGCAACUCGAGCCGCAACGUGCAGGACGAGGUGCUCGAGCUGGUGACGAAAAAUCGCGGCCUCGUGAUGGUCAACUUUUACAACAAGUUCCUGCGGUGCAGCGAUAACGCAUCGGUACAGGACGCCGUAGCUCACAUAAAUCACAUUCGAAGAAUUGCUGGACUCGACCACGUCGGAUUGGGUGCGGGUUACGAUGGAAUUAAUUUCACACCCCACGACCUCGAGGACGUGUCAAGCUAUCCGCGCCUGUUUGCCGAACUGCUGGGCGAUGGGUGGACGGUGGACGAGCUGGAAAAGUUGGCCGGCCGGAACUUGCUGCGGGUAUUCGAGGAGGUGGAAAAGGUGCGCGAAAAUCAGCGCCUUUCGGGGGUGAGACCGUACGAAGAGAUUCCGCCCGUAUUGCGGCCCGACGAGCACGCAAACUGUUCGACCAACAGUUAAUGGGUCGCUCCCCAUCAACCGGAACCGA